GCGAGUGGCGUUAAGUUGUGGAGCUUUUGAGAACGUCUUCGGCUUUAAACAUUUUAUUUUAUUUUAUUACUACUGUAGAUAAGUAUACCAGUAUCGUAUGUAUGGUAUAUCGUAUUUAUGGUAUUGUAUUGAAUUCUGGUAUCGGGUAUCAUGAUAUUUAUGGCAGGUAUCGUAUAGAAGUUAUAAUUUUAGGAUCGUGACAACCAGGUAGAGGAAAGAACAGAAUCACGGAACAGACUCACGGAACAGAAUCAUGGAACAGAAUCAUGGAACAGACUCAUGGAACAGAAUCACAGAACAGACUCAUGGAACAGAAUCAUGGAACAGACUCACGGAACAGACUCACGGAACAGACUCAAAGCUCAGCAGAGCACACUAGUAAAAAAAAAAGGAAGUUGGUUCAUGACUGGCUUUAACCAUAUUAUAUAUAAUGACAAUGUAAAGUUGUUAUUACUGUUAUUAGGGCCCGACCACUGAAUUAUUCAGAGGACCUUUUUUAUGUUUGUUUAUUAUUAUGUCGAUUUGCGGUCAGAACAAUCAAGACCGUAUAGUUAUAAAAGCUUUGAGGUGUCAUCAAACAACGUGGAUGUGAUGUGGCGACAAAAGAGUUACCUGCACCCACCCUGUUGUCACCUUUUUCACCCCUCAUGAGUUUGCAGGUUCAUGAUGAUGAGUCUGGAGUUUCACCAAUCUUGUCGUUACGACUUUGUGGAGGUCCGAGAUGGUGACAGCAUUGACUCGCGUGUUAUUGCUCGAUUCUGUGGGAACAACAGACCGGCCCUCGUUCAGAGCUCUGGUCCCAGUCUGCACAUACUCUUUGUGUCUGAUGGUUAUAAGAAUUUCGAUGGAUUCUUUGCCACUUUCCAGGAGAGCUCAGCGUGCAGCUCUUCUCCUUGCCUACAUGAUGGGACUUGUGUCCUGGACAGUUCUUACACGUACCACUGUGCCUGUCUGGCUGGCUACACAGGCAAGAGUUGUGAACACGUUGUUGGAUGCUGCAGGCCUCCAGUGCCCACCCAUGGAUUCACAGAGGGUUUGUUUCAUCACUCGGGAGCACGCAUAACUUUCCGUUGUGACCCUGGCUUUGAGCUGCGGGGUUUCCACACUGCCAUCUGCCUGAGCGAUGGCACCUGGAGUGUGUCUGCCCCAGAGUGUGUGCCAGUGGAAAUAGUCUGUACUCUUCCUCCCAAGCCAACACAUGGGGACCACUUCUUGGUUUAUGGACCCAAUGAUGUCCUCAUUGCUCUACAGUACCUGUGCUACCAGCCCCAUGAACUCAGUGGGAGCUCCCAGAGAGCCUGCCUCCCGAACAACACCUGGAGUGGGACUCCUCCCGUUUGCAACCAAGUGAAUAAUACUCUCACUGGAGAAGGAAAAGAGAAAGGUCAAGAAAACACAACUGGUGAAAAAGAAAGUGUUGGAGGGAGAGAUAUAAACACUGGGCACGACAAUACAACAGCAGUCGACAGAGAAGAUAAAUAUACGGGUACCGUUCCAGAGGAAACUGUGUCUGAGGGUGCGAAUGAAGGAGAGCUAGAGGAAAGAAAUACUGGAUCAGAGAAACCCACUGGAGGCAGCGAAGAUAAAGUGGAGAGUGAAGGUCCAGACAACAGCCUGAAUACAGUUGAAAUGAAUGAACCUGGGGUUGGGAGGCCACCUGAGGAAAAAGAAGGCAGUCCAGAGACAAACUUAGAUACAGAAAAGACAGAUAUCACAGAAGUAGUUGUGGUGAAAGACAAAGGACAAGAAGAGAAGGAAAGAAAAGAAGAGCAGGUGAAUGGAAAAAGAGAUUCGGACAAAGUCAGCCCGAAUGACACCAAGAUGAGAACGGCCAUCGUAGCUGAGGGUGACAACACAGUGGAGAUAUUUGACCUGGAAAUGACAAAGAACAACACGAUACGUCAGACAAAGAAUACACAGAAGGAAAAUAAUACCAUAGGUUCUCCAGAGCCGGGGAGGAAAGUCCUUCCCACUCGAGUCAACAUCACACAGUACAUGCACAGAGUGGGAACCGAGGAAGAUGGGAAACCAAAGGAAAAACCAACAAUUAAAGUGGACAAGAAAUUGAAGGAUUCUGCUGAGAGGGGGGGCAAAGAAAAAGAGAAAGAGGUCAACCAAAGCUUCACCGGGAAAAGCUGCCCACUUCUCUCUCGCCUCUACCAUGGCUACCACCAGCUGGUGCCUGGACUGGAGCCUGAAACAGUGGAAUUCUUCUGUAACCACUCGUAUGCGAUCAGUGGUAAUGCCCGACGUACCUGCCAGCCGAAUGGGACCUGGAGUGGUCAACAUCCCCUCUGUGUCAGAGCAUGCCGGGAGCCCAAAGUGUCGGAGCUGGUUAGACAAAGAGUUCUGCCACCUCAGGCCCCAUCCAGAAAGACACCUGUGCACAAGCUCUACUCUUCUGGGCUGGGCCGGCUGCUCCAGUCUGCGGGCCCCGCUAAAGACCCGCCAGUGCUUUCCCAGUUGCCCCGGGGCCUCCACCACCUUUACUCGCACAUAGAGUACGAGUGUGCCUCUCCUUUCUACCACCACGCUGGCAGUUCUCGCCGCACUUGCUUGAAGACUGGGAAAUGGAGUGGGCGCCAUGUGUCCUGUUCGCCAGUGUGUGGGAAGCAUCCGACCUUUGACCCAGAGAGGCCGACAGAGGCUCACUGGCCUUGGCUGGUAGCCAUCUACCGCCGAUUCACCAACGGAGCUGGGACCAAGGUGACCAAGGCAGACCGCCAGGCAGGGUCCCUGAAGGGGGACGUUGAAGCAGGAACUGGCCGCCACGACCGGGCUCCUGACUGGCAGCUGGUGUGCAGUGGGGCUCUGGUGAACCAGAAGAGGGUGGUGGUUGCGGCCCACUGUGUGACAGAGCUGGAGAAGGUGUAUCCUCUGGAUGCAGCCAAGAUCAAGGUGGUGGUAGGGAAGCAGUACCGUGACGACCACAGGGAAAGCAAAGGUCUGCAACACCUGAGGGUGGCCUCCGUUGUUGUUCAUCCAAACUACGAUCCCCAUAUUCUCGACUCUGACAUGGCUGUGGUCAAGUUAUUGGACAAAGCGCGGAUCGGGGAGAAGGUCCUGCCGCUCUGCCUCUCAGACAGCCAGGGAGAAGAAGUGACAUCUGGCCAAGGGCUUGUGACAGGCUGGUCUCCCCUGGCUGGUUCAAGUCUGGGUCCAGAUGAGAAGGCGAGGGUUGGGCUUGUUCACCUGGCUGAUGUCGUGCCCUGUGAGAGGCAGUAUGCUCGCAAUGACGUGCCAGUCAGCGUCACAGACAACAUGCUCUGUGCCAGCCACAAGCCUGACUACGGACCCUCCAACAUAUGUCCCUCUGACACGGGGGGCAUCCUUGUCCUCCCCGCCCUCUCCGAGAACCAAACCAGCCACAACCAGCAGCCCCCUCUCAGCUUGAGGCAGGGGGAGAGCAAAGGGCUGUGGAGACUCAUGGGACUGGUGAGCUUUGGCUAUGACCAAGGGGAGUGUAACCCUGACCUCUACACAGUCUACACACGUGUAGCUAACUUCAAAGACUGGAUCGAGAGCCACAUGAAAUGAAGAUGCUACUGUCUGACUGUUGCUUUCAUGCUUCUGACAUAUUUAAACACCUUUGUAUCUUACAGUCCUCUUUCCCUCAUGUUUGUCUGUUUUUUUCUUGGACCCGGGCAUUGUUUCAUUCACUGCAGGACAACACUGGAGACCACAGUGCUCUAACUGAAGGGGGUGCUAACACAUUAGAUGUGCCUGGCAUCAGAAAGCUUCAGUUCAGGUGAUUCAGUCUGAUGUUUCAGACUUGAAAGUGACCAGAAAGACAUUUCACGCCCCUGUCAGAAUUUGUAUUGUACUCAUUGGUAUGUAUAUACACUACCGUUCAAAAGUUUGGGGUCAUCCAGACAAUUUUGUGUCUUCCAUGAAAACUCACUUUUAUUUAUCAAAUGAAUUGAAAAUUGAAUAGAAAAUAUAGUCAAGACAUUGACAAGGUUAGAAAUAAUGAUUAAUAUUUGAAGUAUUAAUUUUGUUCUUCAAACUUCAAGCUCAAAGGAAGGCCAGUAUAGCUUAUAUCACCAGCAUAACUGUUUUCAGCUGUGCUAACAUAAUUGCACAAGGGUUUUCUAACCCUCCAUUAGUCUUCUAAGGCGAUUAGCAAACACAAUGUACCAUUAGAACACUGGAGUGAUAGUUGAUGGAAAUGGGCCUCUAUACACCUAUGGAGAUAUUUCAUUAGAAACCAGACGUUUCCACCUAGAAUAGUCAUUUACCACAUUAACAAUGUAUAGCGUGUAUUUUUGAUUUAUGUUAUCUUUAUUGAAAAAACAGUGCUUUUCUUUGAAAAAUAAAGACAUUUCUAAGUGAUCCCAAACUUUUGAACGGCAGUGUAUGUUGUAAUGUACUGAAUUAUUCUAUCAAUGCAUAUGACUGAAGAGCUGUACAUAUUGUAUCUAAAGACAAUCUUGAUGUUUUUUAAUAAAUAUAAUGUGGGUGUGGUAA
Pseudoliparis swirei is the source of this 4467-nucleotide messenger RNA. RefSeq names its product peptidase domain containing associated with muscle regeneration 1b (gene pamr1b). Lineage: Eukaryota; Metazoa; Chordata; Actinopteri; Perciformes; Liparidae. The record is from RefSeq and is a predicted model, not a curated record. Gene Ontology annotation, biological process: proteolysis. Bases 664 to 3537 code for a protein of 957 amino acids. The transcript has 11 exons. Gene Ontology annotation, molecular function: serine-type endopeptidase activity.